CCGUCUCGCGGGAUCUCGCGAGGAAGGGUGGGUCAAGAGCAGUCAUGGAGGCGGAGGAGGCGGAUGUGGAUGUGGAAGGAGAUGCGGUGGCGGCGGCGGCACAGUCCGGAAAUGAUGAAAAUACAACAUUAGUUUUUCAAGAUCACUAUCUUGAUUCAACGUGGAGAAGAGAGAAUGGCUGUCUUCCUUGGACUCUGGAUAGUACCAUCAGUGACGAGAACAGAGCUGUCAUUGAGAAAAUGCUGUUGGAAGAAGAGUAUUAUUUGUCUAAUAAAUCACUUCCUGGAAAAUUCUGGGUUAAUCAAAAGGAAGAUGAUAAAAAAUACACCAACAGGGUACAUUCUCCUACAAAACCAUCCAGUUAUUCAGUAAAGUGGACAAUAGAAGAGAAGGAACUGUUUGAGCAAGGACUGGCUAAAUUUGGCAGAAGGUGGACCAAAAUCGCAACACUAGUUCAAAGUCGCACAGUUUUACAAGUGAAGAGUUAUGCCAGACAGUACUUUAAAAAUAAGGUUAAGUGGGGUGUGAAGAAAGAAACCCCAACUCAGAAGAGCGGCAGUGGUCUUCAAGUGAAAAAUAAAGAUGAAAGGACAAAGGAAUGGUCAGCAUCAUGUUUAAGGGGGCGUGCUGAUCCUAACUGGAAUGCUGUAAAAAUUGAAAAGUUAUCUGAUGAUGAAGAUGUAGACAUCACAGAUGAACAAGAUGAGUUGACUUCUCAAACACCACAAAAGAAUUCUGGCAGCCAUCUUACUUACGACAUUCCUAAUAGUAAAAGGUAUAAAACCAACCAAGGAGAAUUCAUAUGCCUAGAAGGUUCACUAGAUAAAUCUUCAGGGGAAUAUCUUCAGAGUGAGAAGCAAAGGGAAGCAGAAGCAUGUUCAAGCUCAGAAAUUAUAUCAUGUGCUGAAAAACAAAACAAUAAUGACAAAAACUCAAUUGAAUUAAAUGAGAAAUGCAAUAAACUGGUUGAAGCAUCUGAUACUCAAGGUGGAAAAGGAAUAACAGAUGAGGCCAAGCACACACCUUCUCCAGAGUCCUGGGAGAGUCAGAAGGAUUCAAGUGGAAAUGAAAUGCUUUUUUCUCCUUGCCCAAUGGAGGAAAACCAUGAGGGAGAAGAGCUUAAGCCACCAGAACAAGAAGUGGAAAUAGAUAGAAAUGUCAUUCAAGAAGAAGAAAAGCAAGCAAUUCCUGAGUUUUUUGAGGGGCGUCAAACUAAAACUCCAGAACGCUAUUUGAAAAUUAGGAACUACAUUUUGGAUCAGUGGGAAAUAUGCAAACCGAAAUACUUAAAUAAGACCUCAGUACGUCCUGGCCUGAAGAACUGUGGGGAUGUUAAUUGUAUUGGACGGAUUCAUACAUACCUCGAGUUGAUAGGAGCAAUCAAUUUUGGAUGUGAGCAGGCAGUAUAUAACAGGCCACAACCAGUGGAUAAAGUACGAGUGAGUGACAGAAAAGAUGCAGAAGCAGCAGAAGCAGCAUAUCAGCUUGCCCGGCGCCUGCAGUCUAUGCGUACAAGGAGACGGAGGGUCAGAGACCCAUGGGGAAACUGGUGUGAUGCAAAAGACUUAGAAGGGCAAACAUUUGAGCAUCUGUCUGCGGAGGAGUUGGCAAAAAGAAGAGAAGAGGAGGAAAAGUCCAAACCAGUUAAAUCUUCAAAAGCUUCAAAACUACCCAAAAGCUCACUUGAUCCCUUCCAGCUGAUACCUUGUAAUUUUUUCAGUGAAGAAAAACAGGAGCCAUUUCAGGUGAAAGUAGCCUCAGAAGUACUUUUAAUAAUGGAUUUGCAUGCUCACGUGUCAAUGGCAGAAGUGAUUGGGCUGUUAGGAGGAAGAUACUCAGAGGCUGAUAAGAUCCUUGAAGUCUGUGCAGCGGAACCAUGUAACAGUCUCAGCACAGGACUACAGUGUGAGAUGGAUCCUGUGUCACAAACACAGGCCUCAGAAACCUUGGCUCUUAGAGGCUACAGUGUUAUUGGCUGGUACCAUUCUCACCCCGCGUUUGAUCCUAAUCCAUCUUUACGAGAUAUUGACACACAAGCCAAAUACCAGAGUUACUUCUCCAGAGGAGGAGCAAAGUUCAUUGGAAUGAUUGUUAGUCCAUAUAAUCGAAGUAAUCCUUUACCAUAUUCCCAGAUUACCUGCUUGGUUAUAAGUGAAGAAGUUAGUCCUGAUGGUACCUAUCGUUUACCUUACAAAUUUGAAGUACAACAGAUGUUAGAAGAACCUCAAUGGGAAUUAGUGUUUGAAAAGACAAGAUGGAUAAUUGAAAAAUACAGGCUUUCUCAUAGCAGUGUCCCCAUGGAUAGAAUCUUUCACCGGGAUUCUGACCUAACCUGUUUGCAAAAACUUUUGGAGUGUCUAAGGAAAACACUAAGCAAAGUAGCCAAUUGCUUCAUCGCUGAGGAAUUCUUGACUCAGAUAGAAAAUCUGUUCCUUUCCAAUUACAAAAGCAAGGAAGAAAAUGGACUGGCUGAAGAGAGCAGCACAAAGGAGCUGUUCAUGUGAUUAUUUAAAGGUCUACUUGCUUUGGCAGCUGCAGAUGGCUUUUCUGCUGACCUUGCUUGGCCUCCUGCGGAUAUUUAGAGCCAAGGCCUUAAAGAAGCACAGAUGAGUCUGGAACCCAAGGGGCAUGUAACACAGAAGUUCAUGAAAAACUAAAGAAAAGCCCAUCCUAACAGUGUUUGCAGAAGUGGAGGACCGGAGACACCUGAGUCUCUUCAGCCUACGUUCUGUUUUUAUUGGUGCACACAACUGUAAAAUAAUGAGUUUAAAUUUGUUCUUAAUCUGACUUUGCUAAGGAAAAUUAAUGAUCAUUCUUCUCCUAUAUUAGACUUAGUGUUCUUCAGAAAUAAUUCUCAAGAAACAAAAUCAGUGAAACAAGACCCUGGCCCUCAUUUAGCCUUGAACCAUUCUUUUCCAGUCCUUUUAAUUGGCCUGGAGCUCUCAUUCCUGUAAUUGGUUUGACCAUGUACUCAAAGCUCAUGAGGUUUUUAGGCCCUAAGCACUUUUGCCCAUGCAGACCCCUUCCAUACAGAAUUCAGAAUUACAUUUUAUAAUUGUGUUUGUAUGAAAUAACAGUAUUCGUAUUUUGGAGAAGUAAAAUAUUCCUUUAAUUUAAAACUCAGGUUGUUUUUCCUAAUAAAAUUAAGUAAAACAUUUGUUACAUGCGCUUCAGAAUACUGAGAGUCUGAUACCUUGUGCCUAAUGGGUGGUUUGCCCUGCCUGUGUUCUAAGGGUGUUGUCAGAAAAUGCAGUCAGUAUUCUCUAUCCCCUUGCUCCUUGGUUAUUUAUUGCCACUCCACCGAGAGCACUGCAGUUGGCAGCGUCAGUAGGCCUGUACAUUUGAAUUUCAUUCUUUCCCACCCUAGCCAGAACUUGGUACUGCUUAACCCCCAUUAUCCGAGGGGUGUUGGGGUUGGAGACAGUAGUUAGAAGUCAGUUGGUAAGCAUUUUUGUUCUGCUUCCUACUUUUACAUCUUGUGCUAUGCCUCACACGGUGAAGGAGCUUUCUUCCUUUUUCCCUCGAACCCCAUUAUUCGUCACAAGCUCACAAGAUUUAAGAUCUUAAUACCGUCCACUGAAAGUGUUUGAGAGAGCCAUUCUGAUUUCCCUGCAAUUGUUUAGUACUGGCCCAGGCUUCUCCACAGAAUGUUCCUUUUCUCUGGUUUGGCUAAGUGAGGUCUGUGACAUGCAGACUAUAAGCACGUUUAGCCUCUUCAGUUCUCAGUUCAAGAACAUGGCAUCCAGGGCAGGCUCUUUGACCUCCCCACCCCACCCCCCAGGGGAGGAGCAGUCCUGUUAGGCCACAGAGGAGGACUUUGCAGCCAGCCCUGAAGAUACCUGGUAAAACAGGGUCAAAUGAAAGGGGAGGAGGUCCUUCCCUAUCAGUGGACGUGGAAAGGGGCAGGGAAGAGACCAGGGAGGGAGUGUGGGGUUGGGGAGGGAAUGAGGGGGCGGGAUACAGCUGGGACACAGAGUUAACAAAUGUAACUAAAAAGAAAAAUUAAAUUAAAAAUAAAUAAAUAUUCAAUUAUGAUCAAACUGCAAAAAAAAAGAAAAAGAAAAGAACAUGGCAUCCUUAGCCUUCCAGCCCAAGCUGUCCUACUGCUCUUUAGUUUACCUUUUCCCCAUGUAUAUUUCUGGGUCCUGACAGAAUGAGCUGGAGAAGCUGAUAGAAUCAGUAUGCCCAAGAGUGAUGCUCUGCUCCAUGCCAGACAAAGAUACCUUUGACACCUCCUUGUACACACACUUGUACAUCAUCAGUGGAUAUCCCGUGUGGGUGUCUCAUCAAUAACAGAGUUGCCAUCCAAAUUUUCCUUUUUCUACUUUCACCUCUACCACCAAGAUGCUUAAUCUGUUAUCAAAUAGAAUAGCAUGAAGGAAAGUACCAUCAUAGAAGCACAAAGAAAAGCACACACAUGUUGAUGAACAUGUACUCUGUCAGCAUUAACAAAUUUGAUCUGGAUCUCUAGUUUCCAUUUCCUAAUAGUACUUUUAUGACUAUAUUUUGUGAUAUGCCCAGAAAAAUCAGUUAGGAGAAUAAUGUAAUAUAUGUAAUCAUUUUCUGACCUUUUCUGAAAAGGUUUUAUGUGUGCUUUUGUUGCCUGUAAUUUUGCUUUCUGGUAUCUCCUCCGCCUUACUCAUCAUUGCCUUAUUGCCCCCACUAAAUCAGGAGAAAAUAAAAGCAUCCAAGAGGAACUGAAAGGGUUCUAAAUGAAACUAAGUGUUAAAGCUGAAACUAGUUCACAGCACCUGGGUAGCUUUUAUUUUCAUCUUUUGGUGUCUCUGUCACACACGUGUGUGAAUUCCAGGGAAAAUGCUUGGUUUGUUGUCUCUGAUGUUUCUUAGUAGCUUUUCAGAAAUUUGUUAGAUAUGUUAUCACAGUUCAUAUUCCGUUUUCAUAUCAUAACAUGGCGACUUGUGUGAUGGUGCAUACCUUUAAUCCCAGAAUUCAGAAGCAAAGAUAGAUGGAUUUCUAGAGUUCAAGGCCAGCCUGGUCUACAUAUUCCUAGGAAUAGGAAGACCCUAUCUUUAAAACAAAACAAAACAGUUUUCUGCUUUAGCAUAUGAGUUCUAAUUAAGUUGUAUGAGUUGUAAUUAAGUAUUGGUAUGAUUUAUGUAGAUGAGUAAUUUACAUUGCCUUUAAAUGAGUAGAUUGGAGUUGACUUGCACAGUUAUGUUUUAUAUAAGAUACUGCAUGACAGUUUAUGAACUUGUUUUACAAUAUUAGCAGUUUUGUGAAUUUUUUCACUACUUUGCAUUUUACACUGUUCUUUAACAAUAUAAUGAUUUAAAACUAUUUUGUACAUUUAAAUGUUAAAUGAUAUGUUGUAUAUAUUUACAUUAAAGAAUAUUGUAAAUAUCAGUGUUUGUAAGAUUAUAAAAGAUUUCCCCCAAAAUAUAAACUCACCUUUCCAUACUUACUUGUGACAUACCUGAUUUAAGCUUUGACUUAUUAUCUUACAAUGAAAGCAAAGGAAAAACAUGCUGCCAAGUCAAUGUAAACAAAAAUUUGGCAAUAAAACGGGUGGUUUUGA
Meriones unguiculatus (Mongolian gerbil) is the source of this 5536-nucleotide messenger RNA. It is a transcript of the gene Mysm1, whose product is annotated as Myb like, SWIRM and MPN domains 1. Gene Ontology annotation, cellular component: BRCA1-A complex; BRISC complex. Bases 45 to 2504 code for a protein of 819 amino acids. Gene Ontology annotation, molecular function: metallopeptidase activity; polyubiquitin modification-dependent protein binding. The transcript has 20 exons. NCBI's taxonomy places the organism in Eukaryota, Metazoa, Chordata, Mammalia, Rodentia, Muridae. Gene Ontology annotation, biological process: double-strand break repair. The record is from RefSeq and is a predicted model, not a curated record.